This is a messenger RNA of Oryzias melastigma (Indian medaka), 6953 nucleotides long. It is a transcript of the gene ppip5k1a, whose product is annotated as diphosphoinositol pentakisphosphate kinase 1a. Lineage: Eukaryota; Metazoa; Chordata; Actinopteri; Beloniformes; Adrianichthyidae. The record is from RefSeq and is a predicted model, not a curated record. Bases 2072 to 6490 code for a protein of 1472 amino acids. The transcript is spliced from 31 exons. Gene Ontology annotation, cellular component: cytosol. Gene Ontology annotation, molecular function: inositol hexakisphosphate kinase activity; 5-diphosphoinositol pentakisphosphate 1-kinase activity; diphosphoinositol pentakisphosphate kinase activity. Gene Ontology annotation, biological process: inositol phosphate biosynthetic process; inositol metabolic process.
CUACCUGCCGGUGGGGGAAGAAGGUCAAGGUCUGAUUGACAUUGCUUCACGUGUGGCGCCCUUUAGACUGAGACAAGCCCAGCGACUCCUGUACGGCCCCCGCCUGCCCUGGGUCGACACUGCUUGUGUUUUGCUGAGAAGGGCUGGACGCUGUGGCUACCACAGACAACUAUUCCUGCUUCAGCACCAGUACCUGAAUGUAAUGGGAUUAUCGCCUUUCUAUCAGUUUGUCGUCUCUUGGUUUGUAGCAGAGCUACAGCUUCACCCCCGGGCUGUGGUUGUUUGAGGAGCCUCUGCUGGAUAGUGGCCUCAUGUCCUCACAGAUUCUGUCAUCCACCACUGUGCGGUCAAAGCUGAAGGACGAUGGGUGUGUGAAAUUUGGACAUCUCCUGAGGACUUCCACAGCUGACCUGGCAGCAUUGAUGGGGAUACAGUCACAUAGAACGCUGGACAGGUUUAUAGAGGACCUUCUUCGUUCCCUAUCGGUGAAUUAUCGGACAUUGAUGAGGGACCCGAAAAUGUCUGUCCAGUGGGAGGACGGGAUGACACUCAGGUUUUCCUCCCUGACAGUCUCCCCGGCGUGUGAAGAGUGGCAGGAGGACCAGAAUAAGUUGUUGUCCUGGACCACACCCCAGAUGGGGUGUUUUGAUACACUUGGGACAAGGACUUUGUACCUGGUCUGCGUUAAGGUUCUGAACAUUCGCUCGCUAGCGGAUGUUAGAGUGUCGAGGUGGACUGAGUAUUUUGGCACAGGGUUUUCUCCAAGGGGCUGUUGGAGGUCCCUGUACAAACCCCCCGCGGAGAAACGGGCGGGUGACCUCCAGUGGAGGAUUUUACACAGGAUCGUAGCCACAAACUGGUAUCUGGCGCACCUCGAUCCUGGCACAGGGGAGGGAUGUCCUUUUUGUUUGGUCAGGGAGUCGGUCCAGCAUCUGUUUGCUGAAUGUCAGCGUCUGACUGGUCUUCUUUCCUUUCUGCAGGAGUUGGUUAGGGGUUAAGGGGAGUCUUUUUCUUUGGUGUGUUUUAUUUACGGCCCCAAAUACGAAGCUUGCAAAAAGACUGUUCACACACUAAUACAUUUUCGUGUGGCUGAAGCAAAGCUAGCUGUGUGGAGGUCACGGAAAAACCGUAUUCAGGGGACCGGUUCUGAUGAUGUUUUGCUUGGUUACUUGUUUGGAAAUUGAAUAUAGAUAUUAUAAACUUGUUAAUUUGAUUGAUGAUUUUGUUCAAAUUUGGGCUGUCAAGUUUUGUGCUCUGUCAGCAUCAGCAGUUUGGUGUUGAAUUUUUGAUAGGUUCCUUGUGCUGUUUUCCUUUUGCUCUUUGUUUUUUUUUUUUUUUUUUUUGCUUUAUUUUCUGACUAUUUUCUGCUUCCAUGUAAGUGCUAUUUGUAAUUUGUAAAGUUAGACUUUGCAAUAAAGGUGUUUUGAAAAAAAAACUCACUCACUCACUCAUUCACUCACUCAAGUGACACAUGAUGGAAUGUGACCAGGAUCAUACCAUUGACUGUAAAAAUAUUCGUAUAUACAGUCAAUGGAUCAUACAGCCCUCCUCCAGUGCAGGCCGUACUCACAUAUCUCACUCAACGCUAGAGAUCGCUAUCCUUACGUUAUUUUUCCUUACGGGUUUCGGCUUAUCCUAUUGGCUAACACGUCUUCGUGUCCCGCCUCUGUGGACGGUUUCCUUUCUGUCAUUGGCUGUUUGAAACGUCCGUCAUCCAAACAAGUAUAAACAUAUGAAGCUAACUCUGUCAGAAGAAACGAGAGUCCUCCGAUCUGAACCGUCAGGAUUUCGCUGGCCGCGGCUCGUGGAAGUGCAUGGAGAACUGCAGCCUCCCCAUCAGCUGGAGCCGUCUUCCAACAUGUGACUCCCCCCUCACAACUUUUCAUGCUUGAGCCCCUCCUUGGCUCAGCCUCCUCUUGCUGCUCAUACCUUAGCUCUGCUGUGCAAACAGAGCAGAGUGAGCUCACCCCCCCUCCUUCAGGCCCUUUGCCUUUUGGCUGCUGCCCGCUCCGGCGGCGUGUUGGUGUACGAUGGCGCGGCGGGAUGCUAAAGACAGCUGCGGGGGACUGUGAUGUCAGAGCCCAACAGCCCAGGCGAGAGCCCGUUUGGCGCUCCCAGAUUCUUUGUGGGCUGCGAGGACGAUGAGAGCGAAGCCGUGGAGGAGCACAUGAGGACAGACAUGGAGCUGUAUGAGGACGACGAAGACUCAGACUCGCCCCCGGAGCGGCAGAUUGUCAUGGGGAUCUGUUGCAUGAUGAAGAAGUCCAAGUCCAAGCCAAUGACUCAGAUCCUGGAAAGGCUCUGCAAAUUUGAGUACAUCACUGUGGUCAUCUUUCCAGAGGACGUCAUUCUGAACGAGCCCGUGGACAGAUGGCCUUUGUGUGACUGCCUCAUCUCCUUCCACUCCAAGGGUUUCCCGCUGGAUAAGGCAGUGAGCUAUGCCAAACUGAGGAACCCUCUGCUCAUCAACGACCUCAACAUGCAGUACUACAUCCAGGACAGGAGGGAAGUGUAUCGGAUUCUCCAGGAGGAAGGCAUCGAACUUCCACGUUACGCUGUGCUGAACCGUGACCCGGACAAACCAGAGGAGUGCAACCUGGUGGAGGGAGAGGACCAUGUGGAGGUGAACGGAGAAAUAUUUCAGAAGCCUUUUGUGGAGAAGCCUGUGUGUGCUGAGGACCACAACGUGUACAUCUACUACCCAACAUCUGCAGGGGGGGGCAGCCAGCGGCUCUUCAGAAAGAUUGGCAGCCGGAGCAGCGUGUACUCUCCCGAGAGCAGCGUGAGGAAGACGGGCUCCUACAUCUAUGAAGAAUUUAUGCCCACUGACGGCACUGAUGUGAAGGUUUAUACAGUGGGGCCGGACUAUGCUCACGCCGAGGCCCGAAAGUCUCCUGCUUUGGAUGGAAAGGUGGAGAGGGACAGCGAGGGCAAGGAGGUCCGGUACCCAGUGAUGCUGUCAGCCAUGGAGAAGCUGGUGGCCCGGAAGGUGUGCCUGGCUUUUAAGCAAACUGUGUGCGGCUUUGACCUCCUCCGGGCUAACGGACACUCAUACGUGUGCGACGUGAACGGCUUUAGCUUCGUGAAGAACUCCAUGAAAUACUACGACGACUGUGCCAAGAUCCUGGGGAACAUUGUGAUGCGCGAGCUGGCUCCUCAGUUUCAGAUACCCUGGUCCAUCCCGACCGAGGCAGAAGACAUCCCCAUUGUUCCCACAACUUCAGGGACCAUGAUGGAGCUGCGCUGCGUCAUCGCCGUCAUUCGACAUGGAGACAGAACUCCCAAGCAGAAGAUGAAGAUGGAAGUCCGCAACCCCAUGUUCUUUGAUCUCUUUGACAAGUACGGAGGAUACAAGUCUGGGAAAUUAAAGCUGAAAAAGCCAAAGCAACUGCAGGAGGUGCUGGACAUCACCCGCCAGCUGCUGGCAGAGCUCGGUCAAGACAAUGACUGUGAGAUUGAAGAGAAAAAGUCCAAACUGGAGCAGCUGAAGACUGUUCUGGAAAUGUACGGCCACUUCUCAGGGAUCAACAGGAAGGUGCAGCUGACCUACCUCCCCCACGGGCAGCCCAAGACCUCCAGUGAAGAAGAAGACACUCGAAAGGAAGGUCCAUCUCUGCUGCUGGUGCUGAAGUGGGGAGGGGAGCUAACCCCUGCUGGGAGAGUCCAGGCGGAAGAGCUGGGCAGAGCGUUCCGCUGCAUGUAUCCUGGAGGACAAGGAGACUAUGCUGGUUUUCCGGGCUGUGGUCUGCUGCGGUUACACAGCACCUACAGACAUGACCUGAAGAUCUACGCCUCUGAUGAAGGCCGCGUGCAGAUGACAGCAGCUGCCUUCGCAAAGGGUCUGCUGGCUCUGGAGGGGGAGCUGACACCCAUCCUGGUGCAGAUGGUAAAGAGCGCCAACAUGAACGGGCUGCUGGACAACGACAGUGACUCUCUGAGCAGCUGCCAGCACCGGGUCAAGGCCCGGCUGCACGAGAUCCUGCAGAGCGACCGGGAGUUCACCGAGGACGACUUUGAACGGCUGGCUCCGACUUGCAGCCCCUCUCUGGUGAAUUCCAUGAAGAUCGUCAAGAACCCAGUGGACACGUGCGACCAGGUGUACGCACUGAUCCAGAGCCUCACUUCGCAGAUCCGCUGGAGGAUGGAGGACCCCAAAUCUGCUGACCUCCAGCUGUACCACAGUGAGACCCUGGAGCUGAUGCUGCAGCGCUGGUCCAAACUGGAGAGGGACUUCCGCAUGAAGAACGGCCGCUACGACAUCAGCAAGAUACCCGACAUCUACGACUGCGUGAAGUACGACGUGAUCCACAACGCCACGCUGGGGCUGCAGGACACGCUGGAGCUGUUCAGGCUGUCCCGGGCUCUGGCCGACAUCGUCAUCCCACAGGAAUAUGGGAUAAAUAAGGUGGAGAAGUUGGACAUCGCAUACGCUUACUGUCUCCCACUGGUCAGAAAAAUCCAGCUUGACCUGCAGAGGACCCACGGAGACGAGGCGGUCAACAAACUGCACCCCCUGUACUCUCGUGGCGUGAUGUCCCCUGGUCGCCACGUCCGCACGCGUUUGUACUUCACCAGUGAGAGCCAUGUCCACUCGCUGCUCAGCAUCUUCAGAUACGGAGGCCUGCUGGACGUAAGCAAAGCAGAAUCCUGCGGAUCUUUAGGCGUUGGUUCUGAUCUGAAGGCCGUCCUCUCUGUGCCACAGGAGGAUAAGGACCAGCAGUGGAAGAGAGCCAUGGACUACCUGGGAGCUGUCUCUGAACUCAACUACAUGACUCAGAUCGUCAUCAUGCUCUAUGAGGACAACAACAAGGAUAUCUCCUCUGAGGAGCGCUUUCACGUGGAGCUCCACUUCAGCCCUGGAGUGAAGGGGGUGGAGGAGGAGGAGAACGCACCGACCGGGUUUGGCUUCAGACCUGCCUCUGCAGAUGUAGCCCGACAGAACGGGCAGAAACAGUCGGACCCCGGCAGCUUGGAGGACCUCUCCCGAGACGAAACUGACCGAGCUGUGCCACUGUCUGAGCCGGUCACUAUUCCCAGGAAGUCUCCACUCAUCCGCAAUCAUAAGACCGGUUCCAUGGAGGUCCUGUCAGAGACAUCCUCCUCCAAAGUGGGCAGCUAUCGUCUCUUUUCGCUCUGCUCACGUCAGUCCCCCGAGAUGAAACAAAGCGGAUUAGGCUCUCAGUGUGCCGGGCUCUUCAGUACCACCGUCUUGGGGGGCUCAUCUAGCGCGCCUAACCUGCAGGACUACGCACGUGUGCACCGCAAAAAGUUCUCCUCCGGCAGCCUUCCCUACAAAGACGAGUUGUUGUCUAUGCCGGCAGUAAAACGGUUUUCUGUGUCAAUUGCAAAGCAUCCGACUAAUGGAACUAAAGAUGACAGCUCCACCCUGGCAGUGCCUCCGCCCCCCUGGGGCUCUACUGCAGAGCCCCUGGAGCAACACCACGUGGCGCAGUUGUUGAGGUGUUUCUCCACCGACCUCAGCCUGCGUCGCCACUUCUCUCUGGACCAGGCGCUGGCCCACCACCUCCACCAGUGCUCCUACCACCUCCGCAUCUUCAGAAACUGGCUCGUCUCCGGCCAGGACCCCCUAGAGUACCAUCACGGCUUUGAAGGCUGCUUCAUGGUGCCCUCCAUCUACCCUCUGGAGACGCUGCACAACUCUCUGUCGCUGAAGCAGGUCAACGAGUUCCUCACCAGCAUAUGCAAGAGCGCCGGGGACCCCCACAGCCGGACCAGCAGAGCUCUGUCAGCCAUGUUUGACCCCCACAACCAGCCGCUGGUGGACACCUACCUCCCACAGAGAGUCCUCUCCACCUCCAUCUCCCUGAGAUCUCGCUCUGAAAGACCUCCAUGGUACAGCAGCGGUCCGUCCAGCACCGUGUCCAGCGCCGGGCCCUCCUCCCCCACCACAGCUGACACCUCCCCCCGGUUCAGCUUCAGCGAUAAGGUGUCCCUCACCCCUCAGAGCAGUGAGGAGACCCACCCCCCCCAGAGCGCUGCCACCCAGCUGGGUUCUGUGAUUGGACAAACGGGCCUUGACCCGCCAUGUCCCACCGUCUCCAACCAGAUUCCCCUGACCCCCAGUAACUCCCCAGAAGAUGAGGCCGUGUCCCAGGAUGUGAAUGACAAGUACCCCGAUCCUCUUGAGGCCCCUGUCCUGGGGCAGGCUGUGGCUUUUGCAGGUGGGGGUCCUCCUGGCGCUCCGCUGUUGGACUCGGCCCUGAGGCUCCCCUGCUCUGAGCUAGCAGAGCUCAGUCUGGGGCGGAUGGAGGGCUACUGCCCCCCCGGGUCUCUGCCGGUACUGCUGGAGCUGAGAGAGAGCAGCAGUGAGGCUGGAUCCAGCUCGCAGACCCCCCAGUCCCCUGAGGGCCCCGACGAAUUCUUUGACACUAAAGAGUCCAUGGACCUGUGGAAGGACAGUCCCCUUCCUGACACCCCCCCAGACCCUGGCCCCAUUCAGACGCCAGAGCAUGGGUCAGACCACAAAUGACUGUUACCCCCCCCUCACUGGAUGGAUGCAGUUACUGAAGAGUGGCGCUGGGGGCAGAGAGAAGGACCGGCUGAGCAAAGAGGAGAACGUCACGAUGCUGGAGUCUGUUUGAGAAGCUUCCUCUGUGGACUGCUAGUUCAUCUUCAUCAGUCCUGAGUCAGCGAUCCUCUGCAGAAGCUUUCAGGACAAAAUGUGUUCAGCAUUUCUGUGCUUCUUCAUGCUGCAGCUCUGCCCUCCAUGAAAUAGACCCAACUGUCAGAUUAUUUUAGUCCAACCUGAAGGUCAAACCGCUCAAGACUCUCCUGUCUGUCAUCAGAGUUCAUAUAGUUUAUUAAAGAGAAGAUAUUUAUUAUAAAGCUGCAUCUUCAAAACAAUAGUCUAUUUUAACAGCUGCAUUCAGUCUUGUAAUGUGUUGUUGUCUUUGUGCAUUUUUGUAAACACAUAGAUGCUUUUAUUUUGGCAA